Eufriesea mexicana is the source of this 1217-nucleotide messenger RNA. RefSeq lists its product as uncharacterized. The transcript is spliced from 2 exons. NCBI's taxonomy places the organism in Eukaryota, Metazoa, Arthropoda, Insecta, Hymenoptera, Apidae. Bases 707 to 1072 code for a protein of 121 amino acids. The record is from RefSeq and is a predicted model, not a curated record.
UACAUACUUUCUCGGUUUCGUUUCUCUGACAGCUGUCUGAGCAUUGAUUAACCUUUUGACUCCGUGUCAUUCGAAUGCGAGAUACUUUAUUGUGCACAACCUUAAGGUACAUGUACAGCUUAAAAGGUCUAUCGUGUACAGAAAUUAUAUAAUCAUCAAACGAGUCCAGUUAUCACAGAUGCAAAACACGACACGUUAAUAGCGGAGGAUAAGGCGAAUAACAUCGACGACUAUUAUCGAGCUCUCAACUCUCAAUUCAGAUAUAUAGGGUGUCCUAAAAUUCACUUAAAUAAUUGUGAUAGAAAACACAAGUUUUUUGAAACACAGGUUUCAAGAUCAAAAUUCAUUAUUAUCUUGGAUUAGCCAAUUUUAAACACUGUUAUUAACCCUGACAAAUUUCCACCAGCUCCUAUAGAUAGGAACAGCAGAGAUUCUAUCAAAGGCUCAGCACCAUGAAAACGAAUGAAGAAUAUCUAAUCCAAGUAUAGAAAUCUGAGCAGAAAUUUGAACGAUGUUUACAACUUGUCAGAACUGAGCUGCAAUCACUUACCCCCUCCACUUCACUUAACCUCUACAUCAAUUUCUUCUGAAGCCACGUACACAAAGCCGUCGAUUACGUUAGCCAGAUACCCUAAAACGCGUACUCGGAAUCGAGAUCACGAACAGAACAAAAGGAUCAACGAGGUAUAAAGGAAAAAAGGGAGUUAUGGAAAUCGCCCUAACACGCUCGGUAUAUCCUUCGCUUGCAAAAUUUAAUGCCACUGAUUAUCGCAUCGAGGUUUGCUUUAUCCAUGGAUUGCACGGUGGUCUCGGAAUUUUGGAUGCUUCUUGCAUACAGUCGUUUGAUAACGUAUUAUUAAUAAACGCGAUACGCAGAGAUAAUGUUGCAGACGGAAAGCGAGGAAUGAUAGAGGAUUUUCUUUAUUCUUUUUUUUUGCUAUUGGUCAGUCAAGGCAUAGUAUUUGUAAUGAAAACGGGUUUUUUUUAUGAUUUCAGAGCUAUUUUAACGUUGCCUUACUUUCACUUCGAGUUAUUUAAGGAGAUCAGUGUUCAAUCGCUAUGGAGUGAUUAGGUUAUGAAGAAAUAUAUUUAAUGGAGUCAUGUAGACAUAGGAAUAAUCUGAGAGUGGAAAAGGGAAGGACGGUGAAUUGAGUAUGAUCUUAUACUUACUGGGUAUCACCUUGAGUAUACAAAGUGGAACGUUAACAAUUUUUAAA